Sinocyclocheilus grahami is the source of this 962-nucleotide messenger RNA. Its product is annotated as iroquois-class homeodomain protein IRX-1-like. Gene Ontology annotation, molecular function: RNA polymerase II cis-regulatory region sequence-specific DNA binding; DNA-binding transcription factor activity, RNA polymerase II-specific. Lineage: Eukaryota; Metazoa; Chordata; Actinopteri; Cypriniformes; Cyprinidae. The coding region runs from base 15 to 962 and encodes 315 amino acids. Gene Ontology annotation, biological process: neuron differentiation; cell development; regulation of transcription by RNA polymerase II. The record is from RefSeq and is a predicted model, not a curated record. Gene Ontology annotation, cellular component: nucleus. The transcript is spliced from 2 exons.
CUCAGGGAGUAAGGAUGCCUGCUUCACCAACGGGGUUUGGAAACUUCUUCAUGGACAGAAACAUCAACAUGCCCGCUGGAUAUCAAUUAUUGGGCUGUCCGCCAGGAAUGCAACAGCCACCGCCACAUCUUGUGGGAAUGGCUGGGGUUCCCUUACCUUUCUCAGGAAUACCGGGAUACAGUUUCAUCCCCUAUCCUCAUCCGGGACACAUGGCACACAUUAGCAAUUCCUAUGACCUCAAGGCUGCAUCUCCGUAUCACCAAGCUCUCCUCGGACGUGGGGGACCCUAUUACACUCCGUAUCGUCCCAUGCCAGCUGAUGACCCGAGUAGGGUCACUAAAGUGGCCACAAGGGAGAGCACCAGCGCUUUGAAGGCCUGGCUCAGCGAGCACCUGAAAAACCCAUAUCCCACUAAAGGCGAGAAGAUCAUGCUCGCCAUCGUCACCAAGAUGAGCCUCACGCAGGUGUCGACGUGGUUCGCCAACGCCCGGCGCCGCCUGAAGAAGGAGAACCGGGUCAGCUGGGCCUCCAAAGGAAAAUCCGACGAUGAGGAAGAUGAAGAGGAGGGUGAGAGCGAAGAGGAUGGAUCUUUGAGGAAAGGCAUGGAGGAUGAAGAUGAAAUCGAUCCUCAAACAGUUGAUGAUGAGGAGGAGGAGGAUGUCGCGCUGUCAAAGUCGGUUGAGGACCGUUUAGCGGAAGGACUGGAUCAGCAAAAGGAAGGUGACAAGUCUGACACGUCCUGUGAGACCAAAAAAGAGGUGUGUAAACAAAACGUCGAAGUCCAGAAACCUAAAAUCUGGUCUCUCGCGGAAACCGCGACUUCAGAUAUCGUCAAGAAACCCAGCGAUCUGAAACAUCUAUACAGUCCAGAGUUUGGAAAGUGGUGGGCUGGAUGGCCUUCAAGGGACUCCUACUCUCCUGUAAACCUCUCCACACAUGACCUUCUCAAACAGAGUCAAUGA